Molecule: messenger RNA, 1101 nt
Organism: Hydra vulgaris (swiftwater hydra)
Lineage: Eukaryota; Metazoa; Cnidaria; Hydrozoa; Anthoathecata; Hydridae
Source: RefSeq, a predicted model, not a curated record
CUGCAAAUGUAUAUUAAUUAAAAGUAAAUUAGAUACAAAAGAUGUAUUAAUUUUGACACCAUUGAAAGAACUUUUCGAAUAUGCUUAGGGUGGCUAAAUGUAAAUUUUGUAAUUAAUAAAUAUGCUUCACAUCAUGCAUGUGUGUUUUUUUAUACUAACAAACAUUUUUGUUUUUAAUAUUUUGAUAAUUUGAUUUAAAAUAAUUUGAUAAUUUGAUUGAAUUUUUUUACAGGUUUAUAUUUUAUUAAAUAAUGACUUACCCUGAUAGAAAUAGAACAAAGAAAUUAGAUUUUGUAGACACUCAAAAGCUUUCUUCUACGUUUGUUCUUUUAUGGUACAAGGAUUGUGAAAAAGAUGAGCGGCAUACCUCUCCCAUAUCACUUUCAAAUACACUUUUUAAGCAUUAUUCAUCCGUUGAAUGCCUUGAAUUUCAAGUGAAAAAUGUAGUGCAUGUUUCUAUUGCAAAUAUACAACACGCAGCUGUCAUCAUUUAUAAGGGGUCUAUUACCCAAUGCUGUAAAUUUGAAACAUUGCUAGAUAACUUCAUGGACGAUUUUGGUGAUGAAAAUCCUAGCACUGAUGAAGUAAGCAAGUUUGCCCUCAAUUAUAUUGAAGGCAAUACUGACGGAAAAAGAAAACAUUCUGAUGGAGACCAAUCCUCAGAUUCAGAGAAUAUUGCACCGGUCUCAGAACAUACAGGCCUAAACGGACCUAAAUAUAAAUCGACUCCUAAAUCAAAGGUGCUGAAAAAAAAAACAUGUAAAUGAAGUGUUGAAUGAAAAUUCAGAAUCAGAGUCCUUUGCAUCAUUUUAUAACAGUCAAAAAGGAUCUAAAAAAAGUGAAGCACAGAUUAUGGCUUUGGAAAAGCGGAAGCUUGACAUGCUACUUGACAAUGUUGAUGCUCCCAGAGCAUUGAUGCUUCCAAUAAUUAGUGAUGUUCCUAAAACAAAACACUGUGGUUCACCGAAGUUAAGCAAACUAUCUUGUUUAGAAGCAAUUUUGAUUGAACAAAAGAAACUUCUUUUUGAACAAAAGAAGACCAACAAACUGUUGUCUGAAAUUUUGCGCCCAAUAGAAAAAGAAUCUGUAAAUAAUGAUAAU